This is a messenger RNA of Artibeus jamaicensis (Jamaican fruit-eating bat), 5316 nucleotides long. RefSeq names its product HMG-box containing 3 (gene HMGXB3). The coding region runs from base 517 to 4395 and encodes 1292 amino acids. The transcript is spliced from 20 exons. NCBI's taxonomy places the organism in Eukaryota, Metazoa, Chordata, Mammalia, Chiroptera, Phyllostomidae. The record is from RefSeq and is a predicted model, not a curated record.
GGUGCGCCGCGAGGGCCGCCGGGACGGGUCUCCCAGGCGAUUCGAGGUUACUGUUGCUGCUACUGCUGCUAUUACCACUGCUGCUGCCGGUGCCGGUGCUGCUGCUGCCUAGCUAGUGCCGCGGCGACGCCCGUGUUUCAGCUGUCUUCCUCGGGCUCCCCGGGGCUUGACCCCCGGGGCCCUUGGCAGGCGUCCGUGAAGAGCCUACGGAGUGAACCUGUGCUCCCACACCCACCCUUCAAGACCUCUUAUCCCGACUCUGAACAGCAGGAGCGAAAGGGGCUGUCGCGACUCCGCGCCGUGUGUCGCCGGGCGGGGCCGCGGGGCCGGGGCUCCUCCAGUCCCCGGGAUGCGCGCGCGAGCCCUCGCCUCCACUUCCUUGUUGCCACUGUCACGACUGGAGCCGCCUCUCGCCGACAGCGGGGAGCGCGAGUGCGCGGGCCGGCCCGCUGGUCGAGCCCCCGGGCCCGGUGCCUCCGGGAAUGUGAGCCGCGCGGCUUGCACGCUCCUUCGGCCAUGGAUGCAUCAUAUGAUGGUACUGAGGUAACUGUCGUGAUGGAGGAAAUUGAAGAAUCCUACUGUUACACCUCCCCGGGGCCACCCAAGAAGAAGAAAAAGUAUAAAAUACAUGGAGAAAAGGCCAAGAAACCCAGGUCGGCUUACCUUCUGUACUAUUAUGACAUCUACCUGAAAGUGCAGCAGGAGCUCCCACAUCUUCCUCAGUCUGAGAUCAAUAAGAAGAUCAGCGAAAGUUGGAGGCUUCUCAGCGUGGCUGAGAGGAGUUACUAUUUGGAGAAAGCCAAGCUAGAGAAAGAAGGUUUGGAUCCUAACUCAAAGCUCUCUACACUGACCGCUGUGGUUCCGGACAUCCCCGGUUUCCGCAAGAUCCUCCCCCGCUCGGAUUACAUCAUCAUCCCCAAGAGCAGCCUGCAGGAGGAUCGGGGCUGCCCUCAGCUAGAGCUGUGUGUGGCCCAGAACCAGACGUCCCCUAAAGGACCGUCUCUUGUAUCCAACUCUGCCCUGGAGAUGGCGCCCAGCCACCCGGGUGUGGCAGAGCAGUGCCUGGCUGUGGAGGCCCUAGCGGAGGAGGUAGGAGCCCUUGCCCAGCCGGGUGCUGUGCAGGAGAUCGCCACCUCGGAGAUCCUCGGCCCGGAUGUGCUCCUGGAAGAGGCUUCCCUGGAGGUAGGGGAGCACCACCAACCUUACCAGACAAGCCUGGUGAUCGAAGAGACCUUGGUGAACGGCUCGCCGGACCUCCCCGCUGCAGGCCUCGCUGUGCCUCAGCCCCAGGUUGGGGAGAGCCUGUCAGUGGUAACAGUCAUGAGGGACCCUGGUGAGAGCAGCUCCUCCACGCCGGCCACACAGUUCAUCAUGUUGCCUCUUCCUGCCUACUCUGUUGUGGAAAACCCCACCUCUAUCAAACUGACCACCACAUACACCCGCCGGGGCCAUGGGACGUGCACCAGCCCAGGCUGCUCCUUCACAUAUGUCACCAGGCACAAACCACCCAAGUGCCCUACCUGUGGUAACUUCCUAGGAGGGAAGUGGAUCCCAAAGGAAAAGCCAGCCAAAGUCAAAGUGGAAUUGGCUUCUGGUGUCUCCUCCAAAGGCUGUGUGGUUAAAAGAAAUCAGCAGCCUGCCAUCACCGAGCAAAACUCCUCUAAGGAAAACACCUCCAAACUGACCCUGGAGAACUCGGAAGCUGUAAGCCAGCUCUUAAGUGUAGCUCCUCCAAGAGAAGUGGGUGAGGAGAACGAAUGGGAAGAAGUGGUCAUCUCGGAUGCCCAUGUUUUGGUCAAGGAAUCUCCUGAGAAUCCUGGCACAGCAGUCACCAAGAUGUCAAUGGUCAAGAGUGGUGUGCAGCCUGAGGUCUCUCUGAGGACAGCUGAGAAUGACAGUCCUAGCCCAGACAACCCACCACCUGCCGAGGGGACCAGCACCUCCAGUUCACUUCCUGCUCCUAAAAAACCUACAGGACUGGACCUGCUCACCCCUGGUCCCAGAGCCCCAGAGAUUAAAAGCAGAGCACGGGGCAAGCCUUCAUUACUGGCCGCGGCAAGACCCAUGAGAGCAAUCCUCCCGGCCCCAGCCAAUGUGGGCCGAGGCAGCAGUGUGGGACUGCCCAGGGCCAGGCAGGCCUUUCCCCUGAGCGAUAAGACUUCCUCUGUGAGGACCUGUGGCCUGAAGCCGAGCACGCUGAAGCAGCUGGGCCAGUCUGUCCAACAGCCGCCCCACACUGGAGAGGUGAAGCUACCAAAUGGCUCAGCCAACAAGACGUCGCAGUUGAAAGUUGUAGAGGUCAAGCCUGACGUGUUCCCUCCAUAUAAGUACAGCUGCACUGUCACACUGGAUUUGGGCCUGGCUACCUCAAGAGGCCGGGGAAAAUGCAAGAAUCCAUCUUGUAGCUAUGUCUACACCAACCGCCAUAAACCACGGAUUUGUCCCAGCUGUGGUUUCAACCUUGCCAAAGACCGAACUGAGAAAACCACCAAGGUUCUUGAGGCAAGCUCACCACUCCCAGAUGGGCUGAGUGUCACAGAACCGCUGAGCGUGGCCCAGAGGGAGAUCCAGCGCCAGUCCACGUUGCAGCUGCUACGAAAAGUCCUGCAGAUUCCUGAGAAUGAGUCUGAGCUGGCCGAGGUCUUCGCCCUGAUUCACGAACUCAACAGCUCUCGACUCAUCCUGUCCAACGUGAGUGAGGAGACAGUCACCAUCGAGCAGACCUCUUGGUCGAAUUAUUAUGAGUCUCCGUCCACACAGUGCCUUCUCUGUAGCAGCCCAUUAUUUAAAGGGGGACAAAACUCCCUGGCUGGGCCCCAGGAGUGCUGGCUGCUGACAGCCAACCGGCUGCAGGUGGUGACUGCCCAGGUGAAGAUGUGUCUGAAUCCCCAUUGUCUGGCCCUGCAUAGCUUCAUGGACAUCUACACAGGUCUCUUUAAUGUGGGGAACAAGCUGCUCGUGAGCCUGGACUUGCUUUUUGCAAUCCGAAACCAGAUCAAGCUGGGAGAGGACCCUAGAGUGUCCGUCAGCGUUGUUCUGAAGUCGGUGCAGGAGCAGACAGAGAAGUCAUUGACCUCAGAGGAGCUGAGCCAGCUGCAGGAGCUGCUCUGCAAUGGCUAUUGGGCUUUUGAGUGCCUCACUGUCCGAGACUACAAUGACAUGAUCUGUGGCAUCUGCGGCGUGGCCCCCAAAGUGGAAAUAGCCCAGAGGAAUGAAGAAAACGUGCUGGCAUUGAAGAGUGUGGAGUUCACCUGGCCUGAGUUCUUGGGCUCUAGUGAGGUAAACAUGGAGGACUUUUGGGCCACGAUGGAGACAGAGGUGAUUGAGCAGGUGGCCUUCCCUGCCAGCAUCCCUAUCACCAAGUUUGAUGCCUCUGUUAUUGCCCCCUUCUUCCCACCACUCAUGAGAGGAGCUGUGGUCGUCAACACUGAGAAAGACAAAAACCUGGAUGUACGGCCAGUACCUGGCAGCGGCAGUGCCUUGGUGAGGCUGCUCCAGGAGGGCACCUGCAGGCUUGAAGAGAUGGGCUCCUACAGCGAGGAGGAGCUGCAGUACCUGCUGAGGCGGUGUGGCAUCCCCUUCGGGGCAGGAGACUCCAAGGACCAGCUCUGCCUUUCCUUGUUGGCCCUCUAUAAAUCUGUACAGAAUGGAGCCAGAACUAGACAGCCCCCACCUCAUCUCACAGGGGGUAAAAUCUACAAGGUGUGCCCCCAUCAGGUGAUCUGCGGCUCCAAGUACCUUGUGCGGGGCGAGAGCGCCCGUGACCAUGUGGAUCUGCUUGCCUCUUCUCGCCAUUGGCCACCUGUCUACAUGGUAGACAUGGCCACACCAGUGGCCCUGUGUGCUGACCUCUGCUACCCAGAGCUGACCAAACAGAUGUGGGGGAAGAACCAGGGCUGUUUUUCUAGCCCCAUGGAGCCGCCCGUGAGCGUGUCCUGCCCGGAGCUCUUGGAUCAGCAUUACACUGUGGACAUGAUGGAGGCUGAGCCCUCUGUCCAGCACCCAGUCACCAAGACUGCCACGCGGCGCAUCGUACACGCAGGCACGGCGCCCAGUCCUGGCGACUGCAGUGCUGGGCACCGCUCUUUGACCCUGUGUCCUGAGUUGGCACCCUACACAGCUAUCCUGGCCUCUCUCGCAGAGAGCAGACCGAACGGCGUCCGCCAGCGGCCCAUCGCCUUUGACAGUGCCACCCACUAUUACCUCUACAACCGCCUCGUGGACUUCCUCACUAGCCGCGACAUUGUCAACCGGCAGAUCCACGAGGUUGUGCAGAGCUGCCAGCCCGGCGAGGUGGUCAUCCGCGACACCCUGUACCGCCUGGGCAUCGCUCAGAUCAAGACAGAGACAGAGGAGGAGGGUGAGGAAGAGGAGGUGGCCGCAGUGGCAGAAUAAGCCAGGCUCUGGUACAAGGACUGCACCGUCUCUCUCAAGCCAUAGCGAAGCCCUUCCCCGAGGCAGGCGCACCCGGGGGACCGGGAGUGCGCACCUGUGGGGAGGGCCUCUGAGGCCGGCACUGACCAAAGAGCUCCCGUUUUCUGAGCACGGUGGGGCCCAGGGUCUUUGGUUCUCAACGUCCCAGGGGUCGGGAAAGGUACAGUACAUUCCUUACCAGCUCCGAGAAAGCACUUGGAGAACAUUGUAUGUUCAAUAGAGAAGGGAGGCUGAGGGAAGGCUGGUGGCUCCCCUGGGGCCUGCUGCGGGUCAGGUGGGGAAGGUGGAGUCCGGCACUAGGUGGGCAGACUGCUGAGGUAGCCCUUCUGGUCCCAGGGAACACUUCCUUCCCUACAGCCGCAGGAGCUCUUAGCCUGUUGCCUUUGACUCAGGGCCUUGGGGGCUUCUUUAGCUCUGGGGGCCCUUUUGGGCUCUCCCAGAGGAGGGGUGCACUUCCCUCCUGCUUUUCCUACACCCUAAUCUGGGGAAAACUGAGAAGGGAGACCCAGUCGGCACAGCCCCCCUCCAGGCCUGUCCUCGUUGCCAGCGCUGUGAGAAAGAGGACCACCUUCCUCUUUUCCCUGGCCGCUGCUGCUGCACUCUACAUCCUCUGUGGGUCUCUCUGGACCCUCACCACAGAGGGGAUGUGGCCCAUGGCGUAACAUAACCUGGCAGCAGUAGGAAAAACUCCCUUCCGUGAAGGGGAAGCAGACUGGGCCGCGCAGAAACAGUGAGACUGGCUCAAGUGCCCAGGGUUUGCUUAGGGCACGGGAAUUGGCCGUGUGUUACUUAAUUUAUUCAGAGGGGUGGAGUAGGUGGCUUUUUUCCCCUCCGUCUUCCUCAGCAAGAAUAAAGUUUAUUAAAUUAUCUUGUUUGGGUGAA